CUGCACUUCACCAUGGGAUACCUUGUGUGCCUGAGCUGGUUGCUUCUCUGGCUUUGCACAGCUAGGACCCAAUAUGCCACUAUUCCAGAGGAAGAGAACAAGGCUGAAUUUUGGAACAGCAAAAUGAUAUCCAGGAUUGAUGAAGCCCUAAAGCUAAAGCCCAUUAAGCACAGAGCUAAGAACCUGAUACUCUUCUUAGGUGAUGGAAUGGGGGUUCCAACAGUCACUGCCACCAGAAUCUUAAGUGGUCAGAUGAAGAGCAUGCUGGGAGAAGAGAAUGAGCUGGCAAUGGACAAGUUCCCCUACAUUGCACUCUCUAAGACAUACAAUGUGGAUCGGCAGGUUCCUGACAGCGCUGGUACAGCCACUGCUUAUCUCUGUGGAGUGAAAGGCAACUAUGGAACAGUCGGAGUGACUGCAGCUGUCAAACGUUCCAACUGCAGCAAUAUCAAAGGCAAUGAGGUUGAAUCGGUUCUCAAGAAAGCAAAGGCCGCAGGAAAAUCUGUAGGAAUUGUCACUACAACACGAGUCCAGCACGCUUCCCCUUCUGGCACUUAUGCUAACACUCCUGAUCGGAAUUGGUAUAGUGAUGGCGACAUGCCCGCAAAUGCUGUAGAGGCUGGCUGUAAAGAUAUUGCCCAUCAGCUGAUUUCAAACGUGGACAUUGAUGUCAUCCUUGGGGGUGGGCGAAAGUAUAUGACUCCAGUGGGAACACCUGAUCCUGAGUACCCUGCAGACAGCAAGCAAAAUGGUAUAAGAAAAGAUGGGAAGAACCUUAUAGAAGAAUGGCUUCAGAAAAACAAGGGAGCUCAAUAUGUGUGGAACAAAGAACAACUGGAUAAAAUUGAUGUCUCCUCCGCAACACAUGUGAUGGGUUUGUUUGAGCCAUCAGAUAUGAAAUAUGAGUUGAACCGCAAUACUACUACUGACCCAUCCAUUGUGGAGCUAACGGAAAUAGCUAUCCGUCUCCUACAGAGGAACCCCAAGGGAUUUUACCUCUUUGUUGAAGGUGGAAGGAUAGACCAUGGGCAUCACGAUGGAAAAGCCAAGCAGGCACUAACUGAGGGAGUGAUGUUUGACAGGGCUAUCAAUAAAGCAGAUCAACUAACCAAUGAAAUAGAUACGCUGACUGUGGUGACUGCUGACCAUUCCCAUGUCUUCAGCUUUGGGGGCUAUACUUAUAGAGGAAGCAGCAUAUUUGGUCUGGCUCCUAAGAAGGCUUUUGACAACAAGUAUUACACGUCCAUUCUUUAUGGUAAUGGGCCUGGGUUCAACAGAACUGACCGAGGACGACCAAAUGUGAAUAGUAAUCUGAGCGAGGACGUUAACUAUAUGCAGCAGGCGGCAGUACCCUUGGAUUCUGAAACUCAUGGUGGAGAAGACGUGGCCAUAUUCUCAAAGGGGCCUAUGUCACAUUUAUUUCAUGGAGUCCAGGAGCAGACAUAUGUAGCCCAUGUCAUGGCAUAUGCAGCUUGUUUGCCUUCCUACAAAGACUGUCCUUCCCAAAACAAUAAUGCUUCCACAACCAAAGCAAGUGCUGCUCUGCUUCUGAUGCCUGCUCUCUGGCUGCUCAUCUCUGCAAUACAUGUUGGUUUCAUAUUUUGAAGAAAUGGUUGCAGGAGAGGGAUUGUGUUCAAAUAAACUGUCAAUCCAACAUUACAUCAAACCCUUCUUUGGAAAGUCUUACGGUACAAUUGUAUUCUGAUAACUUAAUUAAUGUAUGUUAGUGUCCAACUGAAAUGAGCUUUUCGUAUGGCAUCUGAAUGUUUCUAGUUUAUCUUGUUAAAAGUGUCUUAUUUUUUAGACAUGUUGACAAAAAGAAAAGUUUUAAUAGUUUUAAAGCUUGUGUGAACGAAUAUAUUAAAGUGAUUUAGAAAAAUGUC
Molecule: messenger RNA, 1883 nt
Organism: Xenopus laevis (African clawed frog)
Lineage: Eukaryota; Metazoa; Chordata; Amphibia; Anura; Pipidae
Gene: alpi.L
Product: alkaline phosphatase, intestinal, gene 1 L homeolog
Cellular component (GO): plasma membrane
Molecular function (GO): phosphatase activity; alkaline phosphatase activity
Source: RefSeq, marked provisional